This is a messenger RNA of Liolophura sinensis, 741 nucleotides long. RefSeq lists its product as uncharacterized. Gene Ontology annotation, biological process: regulation of DNA-templated transcription. Bases 1 to 741 code for a protein of 246 amino acids. Gene Ontology annotation, molecular function: DNA binding. The record is from RefSeq and is a predicted model, not a curated record. The transcript is spliced from 2 exons. Lineage: Eukaryota; Metazoa; Mollusca; Polyplacophora; Chitonida; Chitonidae.
AUGGCUUUUUCUAACGCCUCAAGUAACCAAAAUGUUUACUCUAACUUAGCUACAGGUGUUGAGAGGACUAUCUCCAAGGAUGAGGAUGGUAAAGACACAUUGCAGACUCUGUGCGACCUCGUCGGUAUAUCGUCACAGUGCACCUCGACUGAAAAUGCCAAAGAUGACAUUAAGACUGAAAUCCAACCUGUCUACGUCGGCGAUAAUCACCACUGUGGAGUUGAAGAAUCAGCUCAGAUCACUCCGGAGAGGGUCCGAGAACUGCAAGACUUUUACAAGUACCAGACAGCCUUAGUUGAGACUGAAAGAUACCGAAGUCUCAUGCUAGGCGACGCACAUCCCCACUUAAAAGUGCUCCUUAACCAGUACUACGACCAGGAACUUGGGUUGAUAAUAAAGAGAGUAGAGGCCAGUGUCGCCUUAUUAGAAGACAGUGGCAUCGGUUCCUGUCUUAGUAGAGAAGCCCAGGUCGUGGCAAGCAACAUCAGCAGAAGACAUCUUGGCUUAAGGACCAGAUCGCUUUUGUCCAAAGCAUCUGUCCGUUUGUUGGAGCUGUGGUAUGAACAACACAUCGACCACCCUUACCCUACACCCUCUGAGACUGAAAGUUUGGCUACAGCAGGUGGUUUGACACAGGAACAAGUUAAAAAGUGGUUUGCCAACAAGAGAAAUCGAUCAGCCAAUACCAGGUCCUUAACACAAAUUGCAAGUGUUAAGAGGAAGCGGUCCAUGAUGAUGUAG